Molecule: messenger RNA, 975 nt
Organism: Brugia malayi
Lineage: Eukaryota; Metazoa; Nematoda; Chromadorea; Rhabditida; Onchocercidae
Exons: 6
Coding region: 1-975 (324 amino acids)
Source: RefSeq, a predicted model, not a curated record
AUGAGUACAGAGUUCUUAUGGAAGAUAAAUAGGCAGUGGGCACGACGUAUACGUACUGGUGUAAUUGCUUCAGCGGUGUUAUCAGUUCCGUCCAUAUAUUUGUUAGCCAAUGGACCAUAUUUGAAAGAAUACUUUGAGAAACGAUAUGAUGUGUCUAAUGUAUUACCCAGUCAUCUUCAGCAAAUUGUUGAUUCAGAAUAUGAAAACUUCUUAAUGUCAGGUAACCGAGUACAAAAAAGAAAACGAAUCACUUUUUACUGUUCAACCUCAGAAAUGUAUUUGGAUUCAGUAACACACGGAGCCCUUAACAGUCCGUGGGGAGCCCGGACAGCUUUACCAUUUUAUACACAAUUCCAAACGUUCAAUGAAGCUUAUGAUUACUGCAAGAAAAAACUGGAACCAAUGUUGUUCAUGGGUGAGCAAGCAUGCGUCAUUUGGGAAUCAAAUGUUGGUCGACAGAUAAUUGAGACAUUCCUUCUUAGCGACGAUGCCUUAAGAUUCCUGGUACUGCGUGAUUUGACUGCACAUGAAGCUAUAAAAAGAACGGCGUUAUUUGUAUUUUACUGGCUUUGUUAUACAAGUAUUGCCUUUAUGUUAUCUCAAAUCAUAGUACAUUAUUAUUUUACUAGCAGUGUACUGUGGUUUUGUGGAUUGUCCUUAAUUCUAAAUAUUCCGGCAUGCUGGGGCAGUAUACAGAAUGCCAAACUUGAUUGGCAUGCUACCGAUCAAUCGGCCGAUGCCGAUGCUGCUCGGGUUUCGUUGGCACAUAGCAAAGGUGGUAAAGAGUAUUAUCAGAAAAUGCUGAAACGAAAUCGACUGUUACGAGAGAUAAUCCAUGAUGGUACGAAGAAAGUGUCAGCUGUAGGCAAUCCAAAGAAUUCUAAUACAUCGUAUUGGUCACGAUAUACGUCAUUAGUAGAUUUGGAUGCGGAAAAUAAAUUGUUGGAUAAAAUAAGUGCUACUGGUGAUUCAUGA